Colias croceus (clouded yellow) is the source of this 3237-nucleotide messenger RNA. Its product is annotated as outer dense fiber protein 2-like. The transcript has 21 exons. NCBI's taxonomy places the organism in Eukaryota, Metazoa, Arthropoda, Insecta, Lepidoptera, Pieridae. The record is from RefSeq and is a predicted model, not a curated record. Bases 36 to 3161 code for a protein of 1041 amino acids.
UAAAUACCACCGGCGCUGGAUUUAAACCAUUAGGUAUGUCUGGAGAUCUUCAAACACAAGAUGUGCACACGAAUCAACAGAAAUCUCGAAUACCACAGCGUCUACCAGCGGGACGUCAGCGUUUCCAACUUAGAUCUAAAGCUAAUACCAAUGUUGAUCCGAUGAAAAAUAAGUUGGAAACGGCACAACAACUUCGUUUCAACGCGAGAAGCUCACCGCGACUCCGUUCAGGUGAACAAGCUCGACCGAAGUCUGCUAACCGAGUGAAGGAAGAAAUUAAUCAAGUUUUACAAAGCCAACCUGCACAGCGAAUUGUGCGUGUCAUGGAAACGGAUACACAAAAGAAAAUAUUACCAACAAGGCGGAACGUUAAUGACCGUCAGAAAUUUGAUGUGCCACCCGCUUAUAGAUCACCAAGGACCAUAACAGUACCUGUAAAACAGAAGCAGACAGCGAGGAAUCCAUAUAACAAUAAAACUUGUUCAAUACUUCCGGAUCAGGAAACAAUAAAAAGAUGUGAAGAAUUGGAGGCGCAAGAUGAUUUCGGAUACCUGUACGACUUAUACGAUUCGAAUGAGACUUUUACGGAAAACGAUGAGGAAUCGAUUACAACACGAAGUGAAAAAGUAGUGCAGCUACAAAUGAAUUGGCAAGAGAAACUAGCUCAGUUUGAGAAGAUGAAACGCGAAUUAAACGAUCGACAGAAUACAAUAUUGCAAAUGUACGCAACACUUCGCGGAAUGCAACAGCAACUCUCCAAAUUGGGGCAGAAGGCGUCGCUGCCAACAACGGAAAACUUGAAAGUGAUGAAUGUGUCCAAUAUGUCUCCGGCACAAUUGCUGCAACUUUGCGAAGAGUCAAAACGGACUAAAGAUGAUAAUCUAUCAGCAAAACAAUCACUGCCAAUCGAUGUCAAUAAACUAAAUAAUAUUCCCAUGAAAUUAGUUACGACUUGCGAACAAAUAUUGGCGCAUCAGAAAGACUUGACGAGUUGGUUUAAAAACUUAAUAACACAGGAAAAGGAGUGCAGAAUAAGCUUAUUAUCAAAGAAACUGAUGGAAUUUAACUCAGAAAAUGAAAUGCUUAAUGGUUUGUUGCAUACUGGUCAAAACGAAUUUCUGAAGGAGUCGGGUGAAAUUAUGGAAUUCUUGAGGAAAUGCAUAAAUGAAACAAUGCCUCUUCAGUUGCGAAAUGAACAAUUGACGUACGAAAUAUCGGACUUAAACUCGAAAAUCAUCGAUCUUCGUAAACAACUGCACACUGCGGAGCAACUUAAAUCUCAAAAUCAUAGAGCUAAGAUUGAGGAAUUGGAAAAAGAAUUAAAGGAAAAGAAAAUGGAGUGUGCUUCAUUACGUAAAGGUUUGACACAUUGUAAUUGUCAGGUCAAGAUGGAAAAAGAAAAGUCAACUAAUUUGGAAGCUGCUAUAGAACAAGCACGGAUUCAAACAAGAAAUCUGGAUCGAACCGUAUUGCAACUGCAAGAACAGAAUGAACGACUCCAAUCUGACUUCGAUACGGAAUUGAAUAAAUUAAACGAAUCAAUUAAGGAGAAUACUGCUCAUUUAGAAGAAAUCGCUGAUGCUCGAGAAAAACUGCAAUCGGAAAAAGAAGAUUUGGAAAAACGCCUUGAAGAGCUAUCAACACAUUACACAGAAUCACUAUGUAAUUUGAAACAUGAAUUGAAUAACAAAACAACACUUCUGAUAGAAGCUGAGAAAAAAUAUAAUAUAGAGAUGGAUGAAAAGAAACGUUUGAAAGAAAUAGUUGAGACUCAAUGCGCUCAACUUGUUGAAGCCGAACUACGUUAUAAAGAUUUGUGUCAGAAGUUACAAGAAUUUGAAACGCAAAUCAAUGAACGCGAUAAAAAGUUAGAAUCUGUAGAAGCUGAACUAUUAAGUAUCAAAUCAGAAAAUGAACACUGCCAAAAUCGCUUAAUGGAACAAGGGGACACAAUCAAAGAAUUUGAGGGAAAAUUCAAGGAGUCUCGAUUGAUUGAAGAAAGAUUGAGAAAUGAUCUUAAAAAUAAAGAAGAUUGCAUAGUUACAUUAGAGAAGAAGAAAUGCCAUUUAGAAAACUUGCUACGUGACAGCGAGUCAAAAAUGGAGCUUUAUGAAGAACAGUUAUCAUCUCUUAAAACCCACAUUUUACAAUUACAAGAAUGCUUUGGUGAAUAUGAAAAUAUGAAUGAUCUUCGCGAAAUGCUAAAUCUACAUAAGAAUAAAGUGCAAGAAAUGACACGCAAAAACAAUGAACUUGCUGAAACACUGCAAAGGCGAAAUAUUGAUUUGGAAAUGAACUUGGAAACAAUUGCACGUCAGGAACAUGCACUCAAACAAAAUGAGGAAAUUAUUAAAGUACUGUCGCAAAAGGAGGAAGAGCAAGCUAAUAUCAUAAAAUUAUUGCGGAACAACCUCGAAAUUAGGUCUCAAAAGGAUUCGGAGUUAAAUAGUCAAAUAACAGAGAAAAAUGAAGAAAUUGAUGUACUAAUUAACAGUUUAGAGACCAGAAAGGGACAAAUAUCACAAUUAGAAAAGAUAAUUUUAACUUUAGAAGAUCAAAUCCGGGAGAUUAGUCAGCAAAAACGAAAUAAUGAUGAGAAGAUCGACAUACUAGAGCAGCAAAAUCAAGAAUAUAAGUCGUAUAUGGACGAUAGAAACAAUAAUGAGAGUCGAACAAAAAAUUUGGACACUUUAUUUGAAAUUCUUGAAGAUGAGUUAGGAAAUUCGUUCGAACAACAUUAUAAUAUUAAAGUUAACGGUAGAAAUAAUUUUACAAGCAAGCACAUGGAACAGCAGCUUAAACAAGAAUAUACCCCAAAGCAGAAGUUAUUUGAAACAGAGAAUGAAAAGAACGGUCCAAAUGUCGACGUAAAUCAUUUUGAUAACAAACCUGUUAAUUAUAAGAAAGUCAAGAAAGAAAAUAUAAGUCGGAAAAAAGCAACUCAGAUAGAAACCCUAAAAUGGAUAUCGGGUUGCGAUAAUUGUUUUGUACCGACUCUACCUUCAAGGAAAAAUACAUUUGCGCCUCCUAUUCGUGAGGCAGUUACAGUAGGACAUUCAAAAGACAAAUAUAUAACUCGCAAUCUGCCGCUUUUUGUGCCAAAUAAUUUUCAAGAUGACAGGCAAUAUAAAAUGCUUAAACUAGCUAGUCAUAGAAUGUAAUCUGUAUGGUCAUCGUCCAUUUGUGGUAUAGUUUUGUGAAUGUUGUUUAUUACAAUCUGAUUAACAAAGAAAAACG